Molecule: messenger RNA, 4948 nt
Organism: Oncorhynchus kisutch (coho salmon)
Lineage: Eukaryota; Metazoa; Chordata; Actinopteri; Salmoniformes; Salmonidae
Product: serine/arginine-rich splicing factor 1B-like
Exons: 4
Coding region: 507-1298 (263 amino acids)
Cellular component (GO): cytoplasm; nucleus
Molecular function (GO): mRNA binding
Source: RefSeq, a predicted model, not a curated record
CGCGCCGAACUGCGCAGGUGCAGGCCGUCAAAAAUCAAAACGCAUUCCUUCGAUAGUCGUUUUUGACGAAAAUGAAAACGUGUCACUUUCCCGAGAUUGGAGUAAUACCAUGUUAAAAUACUUAAAACAUUGUUUCGUAUCUAGCUUGUGCCUUUUAGAUAAAAACAAAGGAAGAACGUUUCGCUUCUCUUAACACCAAACCACGGCCUGCUUCGCAAGUGUUCCCGGAAGUCUUGCGAUGUUGCGCCUCUGGGUUUAAAAACUCUGGCGAGAUCUCGCCACCAUUUUGUGAAGCCACUCAAGCCUGCGAGAGUUGUGGUGGGAAUAUUUGUAUUUUGUUGCUAGUGAGCUAGCAAAACUUGGUGUGAACUGUUAACGACUGACCAAACAUAGGUUGCUAUUUUUUUGUAUAUAUAUAUAUAUUUUUUACAAUAGCAAUUAGCUAAAUUAGCGUUAAAAGUGGUCUCCUAACUUUUAAAACACGAAAGUUAGUUAUCAGUCUACGGAUGUCUGGAGAUAAUAUGUCGGGCGGCGGGAGCGUGGUUCGUGGCCCAGCGGGAAACAACGACUGUCGGAUCUACGUGGGUAACCUGCCGCCUGAUAUUCGCACUAAAGACGUGGAGGAUGUGUUUUAUAAGUACGGGGCGAUCCGAGAUAUCGAUCUGAAGAACCGGAGAGGAGGACCUCCGUUCGCUUUUGUGGAAUUCGAGGACCCCAGGGAUGCUGAUGAUGCGGUGCAUGGUCGUGAUGGUUAUGACUAUGAUGGUUACCGUCUCCGGGUGGAGUUCCCCCGUAGUGGGCGUGGGGGAGGGAGAGGGGGUGGUGGUGGCGGCGGCGGAAGGGGUGGUGGCGGCGGCGAUGGAGGAGCCCCAAGAGGUCGAUACGGACCUCCCUCACGUCGCUCAGAGUACAGAGUCAUCGUCUCAGGUCUCCCCUCUAGUGGUAGCUGGCAGGACCUAAAGGACCACAUGCGCGAGGCAGGUGAUGUAUGUUACGCUGACGUGUUCCGAGACGGUACCGGCGUGGUGGAGUUCGUACGCAAGGAGGACAUGACCUACGCUGUCCGCAAGCUGGACAACACCAAGUUCCGCUCCCACGAGGGAGAGACUGCGUAUGUGCGUGUGAAGGUGGACGGACCUCGCAGCCCCAGUUACGGACGCUCCCGCUCUCGUAGCCGUAGCAACGGGCGUAGCAACGGGCGUAGCAACAGCCGCUCGCGCAGCUUCUCACCGCCGCGACGCAGCCGUCCCUCGCCGCGCUACUCGCCACGACACUCCCGAUCACGCUCCCGCAGCUAGACACAAACCACAUACACACACCUCCAGCCCAGCGGCCCCCGGGGAGAGGAUACAUCAGACCAGGAGACGAACAGACGCCGCCCGGUGGACAUUCUAAUGAAUUACACCUAAUGUUCUCUUGCCUCGGCUACCUCUUGUUCUUUCAUCCCCGUUUCCUGGUCUAGUUUGCCUCAGCUGUGGUUUUGGCUUUAUGACCUCUGUUCCCUUUGUAUCUGCUGACCCCUCAUCUUCCCCUGCUCUCUCCCCCCACCCCAUCUGUGUAAAGGGCUUCAAUUGUUCUGUUUCUGUUAGUUUUGACUGGGGGGGGGGGGGGGUUUAAUUUUGUGUUUAUGUGGGGAGGGAUGGUAUUUUCUUUGGCCUGUUGUGGUGUCUGAUGUUGUUGUGCUGACCUCUGACCUGUCUGUCGUGUCUCUCUGUAGAGAUCACAGGAGCAAGCUGAUAGGCUGCUGGGAAACAGGAAACUGUUCAUAUUAGGAUUAACAGGAGGAGCAGGAGGAGUCAAAUAACCAGCCAAUGGUAUGACGGCAGUAGUCUCUCAUCCAAUCAGCUGUCAGACCUGAUGUUUUAGUGACCAGUAAUAUUAUUGAACUGGUUUUAACUUUCUACUCUUAACUCUCUCAUAUUAGAGUGCUUUGCCACCUCUCCUUCCCUCAAUCCCAUCCUCCCCUGGUUUUCUAUUCACGGUUUCUGGUCAGAGUAGCAUGCAUGGCAGUGUGUGUCUGUGGAGGUAGGGUGUCUGUGGAGGUAGGGUGUCUGUGGAGGUAGGGUGUCUGUGGAGGUAGGGUGUCUGUGGAGGUAGGGUAGUGCAGUGUGGAGGUAGGGUAGUGCAGUGUGGAGGUAGGGUAGUGCAGUGUGGAGGUAGGGUAGUGCAGUGUGGAGGUAGGGUAGUGCAGUGUGGAGGUAGGGUAGUGCAGUGUGGAGGUAGGGUGUCUGUGGAGGUAGGGUAGUGCAGUGCGUCGGUAGGGUAGUGGGUCUGUGGUGGCAGUAUCCAUAGGAUAGUGUGUGUGUCUGGCAUUGUUAUUAGUGGUUGGUUAGUCUUGGUUCAGAGAACUUUAGUUCUAAUGUUGAGGUGAGUUUUCUGUAAAUGUCUUCUCUUAAACACAGCUUUCAGAGCCAGCAGGUUGUGAUGGCUGAUUGGCUGUAGCUAGACUUGGGCGGUAUACCGUAUUUUACUAUACCCAGAUAUUGAUGCAGGGACCGGUUUGGGUUUUUACUUGACCUUCUAUAACGAUAUUUGAACGUUUGGUUUGUUAAAUGUGAUACGCUGUGUGUAACGUCCGUUUUUAUAGUUGACUUGGCUACUUGGGUCAUCUCUCGCCAUGCCACUUUCUAGCCCCGCCCCCCUGUCACUCAAGGAGCAUAAUUGUUGUUGCUUGACCAGGAGACGCUUGUGUUCAGUCUGCAUGGUCAAUGCUGACCACUACCAUGUUGGCUAACCAGGAGACACUUGUGUCCUGUCUGUAUGGUCAAUGCUGACCACUACCAUGUUGUCUAACCAGGAGACACUUGUGUCCUGUCUGCAUGGUCAAUGCUGACCACUACCAUGUUGUCUAACCAGGAGACACUUGUGUCCUGUCUGCAUGGUCAAUGCUGACCACUACCAUGUUGGCUAACCAGGAGACACUUGCGUUCAGUUUGCAUGGUCAAUGCUGACCACUACCAUUUUGGCUAACCAGGAGACACUUGUGUUCAGUCUGCAUGGUCAAUGCUGACCACUACCAUUUUGGCUAACCAGGAGACACUUGCGUUCAGUCUGCAUGGUCAAUGCUGACCACUACCAUGUUGGCUAACCAGGAGACACUUGCGUUCAGUCUGUAUGGUCAAUGCUGACCACUACCAUGUUGUCUAACCAGGAGACACUUGCGUUCAGUCUGUAUGGUCAAUGCUGACCACUACCAUGUUGUCUAACCAGGAGACACUUGUGUUCAGUCUGUAUGGUCAAUGCUGACCACUACCAUUUUGGCUAACCAGGAGACACUUGCGUUCAGUUUGCAUGUUCAAUGCUGACCACUACCAUGUUGUCUAACCAGGAGACACUUGUGUUCAGUCUGUAUGGUCAAUGCUGACCACUACCAUGUUGUCUAACCAGGAGACACUUGCGUUCAGUUUGCAUGGUCAAUGUAACACAUGCAACAAUGUUGAUGACAACAAUGCUGUUUUCACUUGGCUUCCUAAUAUAAAUCAACUAGCGUUCUAUAAUUACACUAUUAGUGUGUUUCUUACAUCUGCAAAUGUGUAUUUUCAUAGCAAGUUGGGCCUUAAUCUUGUUAGCCGCUAAUGCUAACUGCUAGCUCGCUAAUAAAUGUACCGAGUCAGAGCAAAUGUAACUAGCUAUACAGCCUGAUAAUACCAGUGAUGGUGUAGAACUAAAUCGGCAUGUUGGUACAACAGUAUUUUCGAAAUCAGAGGAACAUGUGAAUGUCAGUUACGUGAAGUAACUAAAGAGAACCUUCAAUGUAGCCAAAGAUUAGAGUCCCAUAGGAAACACUGACCAUCACUUUGGUUCCUACCCUGUCACAAUAACUCCUCCUGGCAUUUUCAUGUCAAACAACACAGUAUUCAAAGUGCCCACUAUUAUAUUCUUACUUUAGAAUUAACCCUGCCUAAUCAUUAUUUCCUUUUAUUUCAACAGUUCACCCAAGUGUUUUGCUCUAAAUCGCAAGUCCAAUUGCAACAUUUGGUUAAAAAUAAGGCCUAGUUUUUGGUUAGUUUUUUUGCCCAUAUUGUGCAGCCAGUCUUACGUGGCAGUGUGGAAAUGAUCUCAAAUGAGUGCAGGAAACGCAGAAAUUAAUAAAUGUUUUUGGUUGAAUUGAACAGUAUAAAACAGAGGAGAAAGACCCAUUUGAAAUCACAUAUGUAUUAGGUUGGUAACAAUAUGCAUAAAGAAAAUUAAGGACUUUUAUUAAAAAACAUAAAAUACUGGCAUACCAUUUUUUUAUUUAUUGUUUUUACACCGUGAUAUCAUAUUUUGGCCAUAUCGCCAAGCCCUAACUAUAGCAGGUUGUGAUAGUGUGGCUGAUUGGCUGUAGCAGGCUGUGAGUGAUUCUAACCUGUUGCUCCUUCCUUCUCUCUGUUGGGUGCGGGAUCUGUCUCAAGGAGGGCUGUGAUUGGAGGAGGGCUCUGUCUCCCCGUCCUGGAGCCAAUCAGACCUUCAGGAUCAGAGCAGGGAUUAGGAUUAAGGAUGGAGAGAGAACGCGGAGUGGGACAGGAGCAUAGGAUCGGGACCAGCCCCCAGGCCACAGCCCAGCCCACUGGAACCUAGAUACUAGACCUAAGUCACUGAAAUGGCUCUCAAACACCCAAAAUUAGUUUAUUUUCCCCCCCGUGUGGACUCCACAGCGUCCUAGGAUCCUGACCAGCGUUCUUUUAUUAUUUAAGUGGAGCUCAACGCAAAACCAGGAGUCUGGCUCAGGAUGGAGGGAGGCGCACAUAAGGAGAUUGGUAACUAGAAGGGAAUUAUAAUCUGGGGGGGUUAAAUGUGUUUGUUCAUUAAAGGGAUGGAGGGUAAUGUGUAUUGUUUGGAGGGAGGGUGUGUUUUUUUAUUUUUAAGGUUUGCAUUGUUUCCUCAGUAGAUUUUAUGAUUCGUUUGUUUCCCUAGUUGGUAACUUUUCAUGUUUCAGCACCUCUUCAAUAAAGUGUCUUCUACAGUA